AUGGCUGUUUCCACGGUAGUGCUUUUUCUUGGCGUUCCUAUAGCGACAAUAUCAGCUAUUGCAUAUUACUUUGCAAUGAUUUUCGUAAUUGGUCUAAGUGUUAUCCUCAACACUUUCUCAUACAUGAGAAUAUUCAUUGCUGUUCGAAAACGUCUUGCUUCUGCUGGUAGAGAAAAUACUCACUCUCGAAGAACUGACACAUCAAUUAAAAGUGAAAAAAGACGUUCUAUUCAAGAGUCAAAAUUAGCAAGAUCUUGUGCGUUCGUUGUUUUUAUUUUUUACCUGUGUUAUCUUCCUGGGCUUGUGCUUAGCUUGUAUUUCAUUCAAACAGACAAACUUGUAUACAGAAUAGUCCAUUCUUGGUACUCAACAAGCAUUACUCUUAACGCAAGCUUUAAUUCAAUUAUAUUUUUUUGGAAACGACCGCUGUUAAGAAAAGAAGUAUAUCGAGUGUUAAAGAUAAAAGGCAUUUUUCAUAUGCAUAAUGUUCAACCACAUGUACAAUUUGUUGGUAGCAGUCAAUGCUGA
Xenia sp. Carnegie-2017 is the source of this 528-nucleotide messenger RNA. RefSeq lists its product as uncharacterized. The record is from RefSeq and is a predicted model, not a curated record. Bases 1 to 528 code for a protein of 175 amino acids. Lineage: Eukaryota; Metazoa; Cnidaria; Anthozoa; Malacalcyonacea; Xeniidae. Gene Ontology annotation, molecular function: G protein-coupled receptor activity. Gene Ontology annotation, cellular component: membrane. Gene Ontology annotation, biological process: G protein-coupled receptor signaling pathway. The transcript has a single exon.